Molecule: messenger RNA, 891 nt
Organism: Apaloderma vittatum (bar-tailed trogon)
Lineage: Eukaryota; Metazoa; Chordata; Aves; Trogoniformes; Trogonidae
Product: olfactomedin-like protein 2B
Biological process (GO): signal transduction
Source: RefSeq, a predicted model, not a curated record
GGCGCUGCAAGGACACGCUGUCCACCAUCUCGGGACCCACCACUCAGAACACCUAUGGGCGCAACGAGGGGGCCUGGAUGAAGGACCCCCUGGCCCAGGAGGAGCGGAUCUACGUCACCAACUACUACUACGGGAACACGCUGGUGGAGUUCAGGAACCUUGACAACUUCAAGCAAGGUCGCUGGAGCAACUCCUACAAGCUCCCGUACAGCUGGAUUGGGACAGGACACGUGGUCUACAAUGGCUCCUUCUACUACAACCGGGCUUUCACGCGCAACAUCAUCAAAUACGACCUGAAGCAACGGUAUGUGGCCGCCUGGGCCAUGCUGCACGACGUGGCCUACGAAGAGUCCACCCGCCACUCGGACGUGGACUUUGCCGUGGAUGAGAAUGGCCUGUGGGUCAUCUACCCGGCCAUCAGCUAUGAGGGCUUCAACCAGGAGGUGAUUGUGCUGAGCAAGCUGAACGCGGCCGAUCUCAGCACCCAGAAGGAGACCACGUGGCGAACGGGGCUGCGGAAGAACUUCUACGGGAACUGCUUUGUCAUCUGCGGGGUCCUGUACGCAGUCGACAGCUACAACAAGAGGAAUGCCAACAUCUCCUACGCCUUUGACACGCACACCAACACACAGAUCAUCCCACGGUUGCUCUUUGAGAACGAGUACGCCUACACCACGCAGAUAGACUAUAACCCCAAGGACCGCCUGCUCUAUGCCUGGGACAAUGGGCACCAGGUCACCUACCACGUCAUCUUUGCCUACUGAGAUCCCCCCCACCACAGUGGGGCACUGCGAGCCAGGGGCCACCAGCACCUUUUAUUCUUAUUUUUAUUGUUAUUAUUGUUAUUUUGUACAAAUCAGAGUAAAUGAUGGGUUUUGUUUCCAGCUGGUU